AUGAAUCCGACGCGACAUCCGCCGCCUUUACGCAUAUACCAGGAUCCCCCCCAGCCAGCAAACCAGACCUCCGCCCAUUCCUCCACACAACACCCUCCCACUCAUCCCAAACAUCUUCAGCCGUCUCCUAUGCCCCUUCAGGCAAUUCAUAAUGUCAACGCGAAUCGAAAUAUUGUACUAGACCCCCCGUCAAAGGACCCAAAGCCUCAGUCACCCGUCAAGCCUCAGCAGAGGUCCAAUGCGACGGGCUCCGAACAGGGGAAACUUGGCUUUGUUCCGAUUUCCGCACCUCACACGGCUCGACUGCCCCAGGGAUCUCCCUCGAAGAAGUCCCAAUCCUAUCCAUAUCCUAGUAUUGCUAUGCAGCCGGCAAGAAUGCCUUUGUUUACCACAUUCUCCAGUGUUCCUGACCCUCAACCUCAGUUGCCGGCGAAGCCAAUCAUUCAUGAGACCUUUACAGAAGUCGCUGCUACUCCAUAUGAGACACAGAACCCGACCAAACACCCUCUAACGGAGACCUCAACGCUGAAGGAUCGCUCGUCGAAGAAGCUGAAACGCGAAGAGAAACAAGUUGUCCAGCUUCCGGCGCCUCAUGAGAUGCCUCCAGUCGAAGACGAUGGCGCCAAGCCGCCAUACAGCUACGCGAUUCUCAUCGGCAUGGCUAUCCUACGCGCUCCCAAUCGACGCCUGACGCUUGCUCAAAUCUACAAGUGGAUCUCAGAUAACUUUUCAUUCUAUCAAUCCAGCGACUCUGGCUGGCAGAACAGCAUUCGUCACAAUCUCAGCCUAAAUAAGGCAUUUGUCAAGCAGGAGCGCCCGAAAAAUGAUCCUGGCAAGGGAAACUAUUGGACAAUUGUCCCAGGAAUGGAACUUCAAUUCCUUAAAGAGAAGCCAAUCAAUCGUCCGCCCAUCAUGUCAACUCUUCCUUUGACUCAGCCGGCUGCACGGAUCCCCCGGCUACAGCCGCAUCCUCCGGAAUCUCAAAGAGUGGAAUUCCAGCCAAGUCGCCCUCCCGUCAACACGUCUAUGCCGCCACCAGAACGCAUCUCUCCACCCAGCCAGGAUAUUUCUUCCGAUGCAACAAUACCCGCUUCCGAUCCAGCACUUCAGGAGGACAGUAGCGAAGAAGUUAUCUCGACUGCGCACCCCUCAGUUGCCGCUGCACGCUCUUCUCCCCUUCAAGCAAUCCGUUCGUCUCCACCUGUUCCACCCCCUGUUUUCCGUCGCGAAGCCACACCUCCAACUCCAUCCCGCCCGGCUACCGCAACCGUGCCUGGAUCUCGUUCAAGAAAACGUAAGCUGUCCAUCAUGAAUGACAGUGGCUACUUCUCUUCUUUGGAGUCCUCUGUCAUGAGACCACACAAAUCAGAACAUCUCUUGACUUCUGACUUGGAUAUUGAGCCUCCACGGAUCAAAGCCGGACGCGCUGAAGAAGAGAUAGCACGCAUUCGUAGCUCAUCGCAUGAUAUUAGCCCCAUCCGCUGUGCUUCGCUGAGAGAGACUACCCAUCUUCUGGGCUCCUCACCAUUACGCAACGAAUUUAUGCAGAUGGUGCCUCCUCCAUUGACUCCUGCAAUUAAAUUCAAAAAACCGCCAAAACCGCCACCGUCUCUUUCACCCAACACCAACCUCCGUAACCAUCGUAAGAAGAUUCAGCAGAUGGUUAACUCUCCAAUCAAGCAUCUCGGGCUGGCAGAUGAUGUUCUUCCUUGGAGCCCAGCGUUCAAUCUUCAGGAUGAGGCGUUGGUGCAUGAUACAUUGAACGGCACCCCGUUCUUUGAUAUAUUUUCUGACCACUUCGGUCCUUCCCUUUCUACUCCCACUUUAGGUUCUCCUGAAAAAAGAUCCGCAAAACGCGAUCGAUUCAGUUCCAGUGUGCUGGCAGACAUCACAGCUGUUAACGGAAAUACACGUUUGAAUACGCCAUUUUCACGGCUUUCGAAAGCUAAGGCUGGGAAAUAUUAUGAGUCCCCCUGUAAGAGGACCGAUAACUAUACUGAGAAUUCCCACGAGGACUUCUUUUCUUUCAAUUUAUUUAGCGAAGAUGCACUAGGAGAAGUUGACGGAAUCGACCUUCUCCAAGGUUUUGAAAAAAUUGGAAAGCCUGUUAAAGAGGAGCAGUCUCCAAAACGAGUUCUUGGAUGUGGUCGUAAAAGUGUUGGACAAAAGGGCUAA
Coccidioides immitis RS is the source of this 2175-nucleotide messenger RNA. RefSeq names its product forkhead box protein L2. Bases 1 to 2175 code for a protein of 724 amino acids. Lineage: Eukaryota; Fungi; Ascomycota; Eurotiomycetes; Onygenales; Onygenaceae. Gene Ontology annotation, biological process: regulation of transcription by RNA polymerase II. The record is from RefSeq and is a predicted model, not a curated record. The transcript has a single exon. Gene Ontology annotation, molecular function: RNA polymerase II cis-regulatory region sequence-specific DNA binding; DNA-binding transcription factor activity, RNA polymerase II-specific.